UACCCACAAUGCAGAAACAAGUUUUGCUAUCGAUUGGUGCUACUUCAGUUAUAAAUAUAGCGGGAACGCGUAAGCGAGUGUAUUUUGUGUGCAACGGAAGUGGAAAAAAUUACGUUUUAACAGUCGUAGAACAUUGGCAUAGAAAAAGAAAGUCAAUAGUCAAGGACAUGUAUAACGAAAUAUAACGUUUAUGUAAACUAAAACACCAUCACCUUAACACCCGGAAUAUAAAACAUAUUGGAUCGUAUAUCAUGGCUGUGGUACAACAGUUGUUCGCUGUUGUUUUGUUCUUCGUUGUGAUUACUGUGUCCUUGGGCGGAAUUCUGAAGAAGUAUGAAGCGGUUAUGAAACAGCAAUCAUUGGAAUUAGGUUUAUACAAUUCCAGCGACAAAGUGGUUAUAUUGUCCAAUGUGAACCUCAAAGAAAUCGUGCUGCAGCAAAAUCAUUCUUCUCUAGUGGAAUUCUACAAUAGCUACUGUGGGCACUGCAAACGUUUUGCGCCAACAUAUAAAAAACUUGCUGACGAAUUGUAUCCAUGGCGGAGUGUAUUACGGAUAUGUGCAAUUGAUUGUGCAGCAGAGGAGAACAAUGAAAUAUGUCGCGAAUACGAAAUAAUGGCGUAUCCGACAAUGCGUUACAUUGGACCACAUUUCACUGCUGGUCCACAGAAUUAUGGUACGCCUUUGGAGACACAAAAUUUAAACGAAAUCAAAAACAACUUAGCACAAUGGUUAGUGGCCGAAAAUCGCACUUCCAACAUAACGAAUUGGCCGAAUUUUCAACAUGUGACCGAGAGUGAUGUUGACACAUUAUUUGAAGGUUUGGGUAGCCAGAAGGAAUACGUGAUAGUUGUUUAUGAGCCAGAAAACUCAACUAUAGGAGUUGAGACAAUAAUAAAUUUUCAACGUUGGUCCAAUGUGCAAGUGAGACGCGUUACUGAUAACGAAAUUGCAGCAAAACUGAAAAUCGAUAGUACAAAAUAUAAGAUAGCCACAAUUGAUCGAAAGGGUAACAUAGUUCCUUAUACAAGCUCGGCUGACACAUCAAAAGCUUAUACCGAAACUAUAAGUAGUUUCCUGAAUGCACAGCACUUCACUGAGCUACCAGAAGUGGUCAGCAGCACAGCAGCGAAUCUUCUACUACUAGCAGAAAGGCAACACGAAAAUGAAGAGAUCGUCAAAGAAGUGAAGAAAAACAAGCACUUAGUGUAUCAAGCUGAUCUUGAAAUGGCAAUUCGUGGCACCAUUUUCAAUGAAGUGUCUAAAGUGGGUGAGAUAUCAAACGAUCGUUUGCUUGCUUUGCAACGAUUUCUGGCAGUCUUGAAUCGUUAUAAUCCACUAGGAGCUAAUGGCAAAAUUUUCAUCACAAAAUUAUAUGAGUAUGUGAUGCAAUUCAAUCAGCAAUUAAGUGGCAAAGAUUUCGAAAAUGAAGUGACAAAGUUGGAGUCACAAUAUAAACCUAUAUUUUCAGCAAAUCAUUACGUGGGUUGCACCGGUUCUCAGCCAAGCACGCGUGGCUUUACAUGUUCAGUUUGGCAGUUAUUCCAUUACUUGACUGUACAAGCAGCACGCACUGAAAUCAGUCAGGAUCCACUGGAAAUUCUACAAGCUAUGCAUGGAUACAUAAAACACUUUUUCGGGUGCACUAAUUGCGCUGAACAUUUCCAAGCAAUGGCAACAAAACGAAAAAUCUGGAGCACACCGAAUAAAGACGAUGCAGUACUAUGGUUAUGGGCAGCACAUAAUGAAGUGAAUAAUCGUCUCGCUGGUGAUUCUACAGAAGAUCCACUAUUUCCAAAAAUACAAUUUCCUAGUCAAUCAAGCUGCAGUGGUUGUUAUAAACAGCCGAUCUCUCCUGCUACAAUGGAAACGAAUUGGGACAAAAACGCAGUUUUGAGUUUUCUUAAAAAUAUUCACAAUCCAGAAUACAUCAGUCGUUAUGGUGUAGAACACGAGGAAUUACUUCAACCGACUAUAGAAAAACUAAGACAAAAGCGUAUGAUUGGCAAUGUAUUUUCCGAUAUGGACAUGCGAAUGGGUAUGCUGCUCUAUGUGUUCUGUAUUGGUAUGAUGGUGAUAGCAUUUAAAUUGUUCGCAUUCAAAGGAUACAGAAAGAAGCCAUAUGGACACGAUUUAUUAGGAAAAGUUUAACAAGUAUAACUUUAUUGUAAUAAAUUAUUAAAUGAUAUGUGCAACAAGGUUUUUGGAUGAAAAAGACAAGAGCAAAGAAUUUGCUCCAAAUUAAUUAAUAAUUAAUUCCAUAUCUAAUAAUUGUAACUAUUCCAUUUCAAAUAAUUGUAAUUAUUCCAAUUGUAAUAAUUGUACAGAGAUUAUAUGACGUCUAGAGAUUUUUUAAUGUUCUUUAGUGAAUUUUAUAAAUAUUUUAAGUGUGUUGAAUGUAAAAAUUUUGUAUGCUUUUAUU
Molecule: messenger RNA, 2421 nt
Organism: Teleopsis dalmanni
Lineage: Eukaryota; Metazoa; Arthropoda; Insecta; Diptera; Diopsidae
Product: sulfhydryl oxidase 1-like
Exons: 2
Coding region: 252-2150 (632 amino acids)
Biological process (GO): protein folding
Cellular component (GO): Golgi membrane
Molecular function (GO): protein disulfide isomerase activity; flavin-dependent sulfhydryl oxidase activity
Source: RefSeq, a predicted model, not a curated record